Molecule: messenger RNA, 1230 nt
Organism: Ogataea philodendri
Lineage: Eukaryota; Fungi; Ascomycota; Pichiomycetes; Pichiales; Pichiaceae
Exons: 1
Coding region: 1-1230 (409 amino acids)
Source: RefSeq, a predicted model, not a curated record
AUGACCGUUGAAGUUGCAUCCGCGCCUGUGCACCAGAAGAGCCUUGGCCACCUGACCGAGUUCCGUUCAGGCAACCACGACCACGACCUGCCCCAGGAGACGAUCGACCUUGAGAUCGCGACGCUGCGCCGCAAGCUGGAAGCCAAGCCCACGUUCGACCCAAACCUCAAGUUUGACCCGGCAAAACACCUCGUGUUCAAAGACGAGUACUACAAGACCACCAAGCAGUGCACGCUGGACGACCUGAGCAUCGGCCGCACCCGUGUGGCGCCUGUGUGCGACUUUGCCGCAGCGUUCCCGUUCCCGUUGCUGUCGCAGGAGGCCGUCGACAUGAUGCUGUGGGAGGCCAUCAACCCAGACACCAUUGCAGAGCUUGCUCGCACCCCGAACCUGUCCACCAACGCCACAAGACUCGACUUCCACGUGAACGGCCACACAGAGCAGCAGUCUCCGUUCACCAAGGCCCUGUUCAAGAGCCGUGAGCUCACCUCCAUCCUUGAAGGCUUCACCAAGGUCAAGAUGGACCCUGUUUACGAGUGUGACCGCGGGUUCUUCAACUUCUCGCUCGCCAGCCUCAAGCCGGACGAGAUCAAGGCAGGCCAGAUGUCCAAGGAGCAGCUGAUGCAGGAGUACUCCAAGCAGAACCAGAAGAACGGCGAAGAGAUCCCGUCCACUUUGGGCCUGCACUACGACUCCAACACGUUCGCCCUGGUGAUCAUGAUGGAUAUCGGAGACGACGCCGUGGGCGGCGAGACAGGCAUCAUCACCGGCGACAACAAGGUGUACCGUGUGCCAGAGCCAAAACCGGGCUACGCCACAUUGAUCCAGGGUAUGGUGCUGCGCCAUGUGGCUACCAAACCAAUCACCAACUCGAACCGGAUCGCGUGCAUCUGUGGCUACGGCCUAGCGAGCCCGGAAAACCUCGACAAUUGCGUGCUCACCACGCUGAAACCGUCGGUGUUGCCACGCAAGUCGUUCGACGCGUUCUACCGCGACUGGACAAGCUACCGGCUGACCAACCUGGAAAAACACCUGCAGUACUACAAGGAGAAGCUGCUUGCCGAGUUCGACGCGGGCGUCCCGUUCGACCAGCCUGCUUUCAUCAAGAAGUGCGUCGAGAUGGAAAAGUACCUGCGCCAGACAUGGUGCGAGAUGGAGGCCGUCAACAACGACAAAUUCCCGCCAGCGCAGUUCAACGUCCCGUACGAGGAGCUCCCGGAUUACGAAUAA